AUGUCUUUUCGGCCUCCCAAGCGGCGACAAUUUAAGUCUACUCGCUUUGCAAGAGACUCAGACUCUGAGGAUGAAAAUGUUUUGGGUUGUGAUUUGAAAAAUGGUCCAUCUGCAUCCAUUCCAGUUGAGGAGGCCGUAGAUUGCAUAAAAACGUGGCAAAAUUUCCGAAAACGACGCGCUGGUGUCAGUGCAGAAUCCCUAUUUGUUGGAAAGAAAAUUGAACCAGGAGUUUUGGUUGAGGACGACCCUUUUAAACUUAAAAGUGGUGGUCUUGUAAAUAUGAAGGGUACUUUUCGAAAACCAUUGAGGGACGAGUUUGAAGAUGAAGUUCGCCUUUCUAAAACUUUUACCGCUGAGACUAAUAAAAGGGAUGAAGAUGCUGACAUGCUGAAGUACAUUGAAACUGAAUUGGCUAAAAGGAAGGGAAUCACGAAGACUGAGCCGGAUGCCCCUAAGACGGUUAUUGACAACAUUUUGGCCGAAAUUCCAGAGGCCCUAAAACCAAAGAUGGGCCAACAGUCGGAGGACAUGUUGUCAAACCAAAUGCUCUGCGGCAUACCUGAGGUGGACCUUGGCGUUGAAUCAAAGAUGCGAAACAUCGAGGCAACUGAAGAGGCAAAGCAACGACUCUUAAAAGAACGCUUAAACAAGCGCCAGAAAAAUCCUGCCGACGACCUGGCUCCAUUCAAUAUGUCCGUCAACUUUGUCCAACACAACCGAUGGAAUAAUUACGUCGACCAGACGUUGCAUCGUGAGCUAACCGUGCAGCUCCACGACAACCCUGACCGGCCGGAUGUCCCCGAAGUUCCUCCGAUCGCCGAUCCUCCUGCGCUUGAAGUUGUGUUUUUAAUUGUCACCUUUCAUCUUUUAGCCGAACGACGGCGGUUACAAGGUGAAAAGUCAACGGACUCCAAGGUUCUACAGAGGUUUAAGAACUACAUGCAAAACAAAAGGGGAAGGUGA
This is a messenger RNA of Mesocestoides corti, 963 nucleotides long. Lineage: Eukaryota; Metazoa; Platyhelminthes; Cestoda; Cyclophyllidea; Mesocestoididae. The record is from the annotation of a GenBank genome assembly.